Manihot esculenta (cassava) is the source of this 1637-nucleotide messenger RNA. Its product is annotated as glycerol-3-phosphate dehydrogenase [NAD(+)] 2, chloroplastic. Gene Ontology annotation, cellular component: glycerol-3-phosphate dehydrogenase (FAD) complex; cytosol. Bases 122 to 1447 code for a protein of 441 amino acids. Gene Ontology annotation, biological process: glycerol-3-phosphate catabolic process; carbohydrate metabolic process. Gene Ontology annotation, molecular function: NAD binding; glycerol-3-phosphate dehydrogenase [NAD(P)+] activity. The record is from RefSeq and is a predicted model, not a curated record. The transcript is spliced from 9 exons. Lineage: Eukaryota; Viridiplantae; Streptophyta; Magnoliopsida; Malpighiales; Euphorbiaceae.
UCCAAUCCGAGGCUUGAUUUUCUCGUGGACCUGGCCCUUACCCAUUGGUACCAAAACGAUUAAACAUCAGCUCUCUCCAUCUCUGUGCUGCUGCUGCCUACAGGGUCACACGGGGGAUUGAAUGGCGUUGAAGAUAGAAGACAACUCUAUCUUAACCAUGACGAUGGCACUAUUUGAAGCACCACCAUCCUUUAACUGCAACUAUCCACUCUUCGCCUCCUCCAGAAACACAUCCACAGUCGUCAUUUCUUGCUCUGCUUCAAGUCUUCCUCCUCCAUCAUCUCCGAAAAUCCCGGAAGGGGGAACCACUAACCCCAAUUCACUUAAUACUGCUCCUGACCGCUCCAGGGAUCGGCGAAAGGUCGUUCGACUGGCCUGGGAGAAGCUUGUCCGCUGGUCCCGCUCUUGGCGCUCUAAGAACAGGACUGACGUCCUCCAACAAACCAACAAGGUUGUGGUGCUUGGAGGAGGAUCUUUUGGUACCGCGAUGGCUGCCCAUGUCGCUAAUAGAAAGGCUGAUUUAGAGGUUCACAUGCUUCUACGUGAUCCUUUAGUGUGUCAAUCGAUCAAUGACGACCACUGUAAUUGCAAAUACUUCCCAGAGUACAAGCUACCAGAUAAUGUCAUCGCCACCACUGAUCCUAAAACUGCUUUGAUUGGUGCAGACUAUUGCCUUCAUGCCGUGCCUGUUCAGUUCAGCUCAUCAUUUCUUGAGGGCAUUUCAGAAUUUGUUGAUCCAGGCUUGCCUUUCAUAUCCCUUAGCAAAGGCUUGGAGCUGAAUACAUUGAGGAUGAUGUCUCAGAUUAUUCCCCAAGCAUUGAAGAAUCCUCGCCAGCCUUUUGUUGCAUUAUCUGGACCUUCUUUUGCACUGGAAUUGAUGAAUAAGUUACCAACAGCAAUGGUGGUGGCAUCGAAGGACAAAAAAUUGGCAAAUGCUACUCAACAGCUACUAGCCUCUUCUCAUUUAAGAAUAAGCACUUCAAGUGAUGUUACAGGGGUGGAGAUCGCAGGUGCUCUAAAAAAUGUGCUUGCCAUUGCAGCUGGGAUUGUGGAAGGAAUGCAUCUUGGUAAUAAUUCAAUGGCGGCUCUUGUUGCACAAGGUUGUUCUGAGAUACGAUGGCUGGCUAUGAAGAUGGGUGCCAAGCCUGCAACAAUUACUGGUCUGUCGGGAACAGGAGACAUUAUGCUUACAUGUUUUGUUAAUCUUUCAAGAAAUAAAACUGUUGGAGUGCGUCUUGGAUCAGGGGAGCAGCUUGAUGAUAUACUAAAUUCCAUGAACCAGGUAGCAGAAGGUGUAUCAACAGCAGGAGCUGUGAUUGCAUUAGCUCAGAAAUAUAAGGUUAAGAUGCCAGUUCUGACAGCAGUUGCUCGGAUCAUAGAUAAUGAACUGACCCCGAAAAAGGCUGUUCUUGAGUUGAUGAGACUCCCUCAGGUUGAAGAAGUUUGAGAAGAAGGUGGGGGGAAUCCUGAGAUGCCUUGUUCCUGUCCAGGAGCUUUUUUUUUCUUUCAAUUUUACCUCUUUUAUUUUUUUUUUUCAUUUAUCAUGUAAUGUUCCUGAACUUGGUCCACAGGGAGAUUUUGUAAUCUAGGGUUUAUAGUCAUUGCAAGAAAAGUAAAGUGAAAAAAUUUUAACAAUA